ACGGUUUUUUGUAACCAUUCGGUCAGUAUUUAUGUAGUCUGGGUAAAUUAUUCAUUCAGUCUUUCUCUGUCAAAAUGGCUGCCCCCCAAGAGGUGCGUGACGAUUUGCGCUCUGCGCGACGUGAACCUAUCCAGGCCGUCCAAGUAUUCGGCCGUAAGAAAACCGCCACGGCCGUGGCGUACUGCAAACGCGGACAUGGAGUGUUGCGCGUGAACGGACGCCCCCUGGACCUGGUGGAGCCCCGCCUGCUGCAGUACAAACUGCAGGAGCCCAUCCUACUGCUCGGCAAGGAGAAGUUCUCUGGUGUCGACAUCAGAGUCACCGUUAAGGGUGGUGGUCACGUUGCCCAGGUGUACGCUAUCAGACAAGCCAUCUCUAAGGCACUCAUUGCUUUCUACCAGAAAUAUGUAGACGAGGCGUCAAAGAAGGAAAUCAAAGACAUCCUUGUCCAAUACGAUAGGAGUUUGCUGGUCGCUGACCCUCGUCGCUGCGAGCCCAAGAAGUUCGGAGGUCCAGGUGCCCGCGCCCGCUACCAGAAAUCUUACCGUUAAUACCAUAUUUGGUGCCGCGGUUUGGUAUUGUAUUGCUGUAUUCGGGAGUACAAUAUCAUUGCGUGUUUAUAAAAUAAUAAAAAAACCAUAAAAAUUU
This is a messenger RNA of Helicoverpa zea (corn earworm), 648 nucleotides long. It is a transcript of the gene RpS16, whose product is annotated as 40S ribosomal protein S16. Gene Ontology annotation, molecular function: structural constituent of ribosome; RNA binding. Bases 75 to 551 code for a protein of 158 amino acids. Gene Ontology annotation, cellular component: ribosome; cytosolic small ribosomal subunit. The transcript is spliced from 5 exons. The record is from RefSeq and is a predicted model, not a curated record. NCBI's taxonomy places the organism in Eukaryota, Metazoa, Arthropoda, Insecta, Lepidoptera, Noctuidae. Gene Ontology annotation, biological process: maturation of SSU-rRNA from tricistronic rRNA transcript (SSU-rRNA, 5.8S rRNA, LSU-rRNA); translation.